UGGCCACAGCUCAUCUAUUGCUGUUAAAGUUCGUGGGCUCAAUCUGACCCAAAAGAGAAUAACGGUCCAGCUCGCCAUUAGACUACAGGUUACUGACACUCUCGUGGCACACGACGCGACAGUCGUCCCUUUGCCCCCUCCACCGGGCACCUUGGAAAUUCCCGUACGCGGAUGACCAUGUCCCGAGUGUCCAGUCAAAAUGUUUUGGCCGCUAUAGUCUACACGCGGACACACACAGGACGCGCGGACUCGCUUCCUUCACCGUACCAUUUAGUCAGCCACUUGCUUGCGCCUUGUCAUCCCAUCACCGCUGAUUCACCCCCUUCGUUAGUCUCGUCGCGCCCGCCCAUGGCUCCGUCCUUCUUCCUGCUGCUCCUCGUCUCGUCGGCGCCGUUGGUGCUUGCGGCGGCGGCAGCAGACGGGCAAGGAGGGGAGCCCUGCCCGACCGUGUCAGUGCCAUGCGGCGAAGUGAACAUCACCUUCCCGUUCGCGAUCGUCCCAGAUGAGGCGACGGAGGCGAGCUGCGGCGCGAUUGGGUUCCAGGUUAUUUGCCAGAACAACACCACCCCGUUUCUCGGUUACAGUCGGCGCUACAGCGCCCACCGGCUCCAGAUUCUCCACAUCUUCUACGACAACGCCUCCUUGCUCGUCGCCGAUGCCGAGAAGCUCCAAGAUUUCAGUAACCCUACUUCGGAACGCUGCCACGCCACGUCGGAAAACAGCUCCUCCAAACUCGGCCUGCCGUUCUCGAUCGGUGCCAUGAAUCGGGACCUGAUCUUGUACGACUGCACGAAUCCACUGCCGGAGGAGGAGCGGCGGAGAGAGGGGCUUGCUGAGAUGAGCUGCGGGAACAGGACGUUUGCUCGCGUCGCCACCGACCGUUCCGACGACGACCGGGGAGGCUACGGCGGCUACUUUCUGGAGGGCUGCAACGCUACCGUCGUGCCGGUGCUUGCGAGGUCCGGCGAGGCGAACGCAAGUAACUACAAGGAGCUCAUCAGUGACGGCUUCCUCCUGACAUGGCCGGUGCCAAAGCGAGGACGAAGAAGGAAAAGCAAAGCUAUAAUUGGAGGUGGAAUAGGAGGUGGUGGUAUAUUAUUGGUGGUAGCAUGCCUCUUCACUUUUGUCUGGCACAAGCGCAAGAGGAGAAAACAAGCUAGAGGUCCCGAUAGAAAGAGUGGGAAACUAUGUCAUUUCCUAUGCAAAAAGACUAGCAGCAGCACUGAAAGGAACAUUGAGGCCCUAAUAGUAUCGCAUGGGUCCCUAGCUCCAAAAAGAUACAAGUACUCAGAAGUAAUAAAGAUAACGUCUUCCCUUAAUGAUAAGCUUGGGGAAGGUGGUUAUGGCAUAGUUUUAAAAGGAAGGCUAGAUGACAGUCGUCUAGUUGCUGUGAAAUUCUUGCAUGAUUCCAAAGGUGAAGGAGAGGAGUUCGUGAAUGAGGUUAUGAGCAUCGGCAGGACCUCUCAUGUUAACAUUGUUAGCUUAUUUGGAUUUUGUUUGGAAGGCUCGAAACGGGCCCUAAUAUAUGAGUUCAUGCCCAAUGGUUCUUUGGAUAAGUACAUAUAUUCAGAGAAUCCGAAAGCAGUUCUAGGAUGGGAAAAGCUUUAUACAAUAGCAAUUGGGAUUGCUCGAGGAUUGGAAUACUUGCACCAUAGUUGCAAUACGCGCAUUGUUCAUUUUGAUAUCAAGCCUCAAAAUAUUCUUCUAGAUCAGGAUUUUCACCCAAAGAUUGCUGAUUUUGGUUUGGCCAAGUUGUGUCGCACCAAGGAGAGCAGGGUUUCUAUGACUGGUGCUAGAGGAACAAUUGGGUUUAUCGCUCCUGAAGUGCACUCUCGAACCUUUGGAGUUGUUUCAACAAAAUCAGAUGUUUAUAGUUAUGGAAUGAUGUUACUAGAGAUGGUUGGAGGGAGGAAAAAUGUGAAUUCAGUGGCUCAAAAAUCAAGUGAAAAGUAUUUUCCACAUUGGAUUUAUGACCACUUUGGUCAGGGUGAUGGAUUACAAGCAUGUGAAUUCUCAAGUGAAAAUGAAGGAAUAGCCAGGAAGAUGAGUGUGAUCGGCCUGUGGUGCAUCCAAAUAUUACCAAUGCAUCGUCCUAACAUAACAAAGGUUUUGGAAAUGUUUGAGAGAGGUUUAGAUGAACUGGACAUGCCACCAAGGCAAAACUUCAGUCAAAUACUCCAGGAUCCACUUCACAGUUUGAAUGGAGAAAGCAUGAGUACAAGCAGUGGUACCAAAACACAAGUGCUUAGCGAAGUGCUAAGGAUGAAGGAUACAAGCAAUGUGAAUUCAAAAACCUUACGGCGGUUACCAACUCUAUGAAAUGGUCACCACCAAACAUUUGAAUUAGGCAGUAAACUUGUCUAUCCAUAUGAGUUGAAAUCUGAAGUUGCUGUGAUACUUGUUUCAAAGGAAAGGCUUCUGGGCUACUAUAAUAUUUGACAGCCAAAGUCGUCAAGGCUACAAUAUUUUUGACGUAGUCCUAACAUAUCAAUAUCAUGCGUCUGCACCCCCUGUAGUCAUCCAUCACCCAGAAGUAUUCAUCAUGGCGUUACACAUUCUAGAAACAUCGAGGCAUUGCAGUUCUGGAGUUAUGACCUUAGUAGAGUCGAGCAGCAUAUAGUUGGAUCCUAGAUUAAUGGUAUGUUGAAACAAUGGGAAUGUAGCCGAUGGUAGCCAUGACUCAUGACAAUGUAAAACUGAGGCCGAAAGGGGCAUAAAUUUCUCUUGAAUAUUUGUAUUAGGUUCGAAAUAGGUGCAUCAGUUCUAAAGUUUUGUCA
Panicum virgatum (switchgrass) is the source of this 2777-nucleotide messenger RNA. Its product is annotated as LEAF RUST 10 DISEASE-RESISTANCE LOCUS RECEPTOR-LIKE PROTEIN KINASE-like 2.1. Bases 172 to 2319 code for a protein of 715 amino acids. Gene Ontology annotation, molecular function: polysaccharide binding; ATP binding; protein kinase activity. The transcript has 4 exons. Lineage: Eukaryota; Viridiplantae; Streptophyta; Magnoliopsida; Poales; Poaceae. Gene Ontology annotation, biological process: protein phosphorylation. The record is from RefSeq and is a predicted model, not a curated record.